Molecule: messenger RNA, 1164 nt
Organism: Mixia osmundae IAM 14324
Lineage: Eukaryota; Fungi; Basidiomycota; Mixiomycetes; Mixiales; Mixiaceae
Exons: 9
Coding region: 180-1148 (322 amino acids)
Biological process (GO): protein deubiquitination; ubiquitin-dependent protein catabolic process
Cellular component (GO): cytoplasm
Molecular function (GO): cysteine-type deubiquitinase activity
Source: RefSeq, a predicted model, not a curated record
UCGACGCUUGCUCGGUCGAUUUGUCCCUUCCGCGUCGAGUGCGACGACGGUGCCCGCGAGAUCGAACAUGACAGCAGCUGCCCCUGCAAUAUUCUUGGUAAGGCUUCGAGCGACCGGUGCAAAGGUUGUCGUGCCCCUUCUGCUGAGCGCUCAGCGUACAGCACCGUACUCUCUCCAUCAUGUCGGCAGGCUGGUCUCUCACCGAAUCGGAUCCAAGCGUAUUCAGUGCAAUAUUAUGGGAGCUCGGCGUCAAAGGUGUCGAGGUAGAGGAGUUAUACGGCUUAGACGCAGCUCUGCUCGAAGACCUACAACCCCAAGCCUUCAUCUUCCUGUUCAAAUAUCUUGGAGGCGAGCGAGCACCGGCGCGGGCAGGGCGGCAAGACACCAAUUUUCGGGGCUACUUUGCCCAUCAAGUGAUCGAAAAUGCUUGCGGUACCCUGGCGAUACUCAAUGCUACGAUGAACUUGAACUUGACACAGCUCGGUCCAGAGCUGAGCAAUCUGAAGGAUUUCUCAUCCCAGCUUGACCCACAGACCAAAGGCGAAGUGCUCACGAACAGCGAAGUGCUGAGACAAGUGCACAACUCAUUUGCGCGAUCGGAUCCUUUCCAGCUGGACGAGGCGCGGCCGGCGACAGAGGACGACGAUGUGUAUCAUUUCAUAGUCUACCUACCCAUCGAUGGUCAUCUAUAUGAGCUUGACGGGUUGCAGCCCUGGCCGCUCGAUCACGGCGCAGUCGAUGCCUCAAGGUGGACCGACAAGGCCAAAGAGGUCAUCCAAGCUCGUAUUGCCACAUAUCCCGCAAAUGAGCUCCAUUUCAACCUGAUGGCGAUCUGCGAAGACCGCCUUGCUAAUCUACAGUCGCGUAUAGAUGCAUUGCAGGCAGUACAAGGCAGCGCAGUCGAUACGUCACGAUCAGACGCUUCGCUUGAUCUCGCACACUUGCAGAGUCAGCUGUCCGAUGAGCAAGCAAAGAGACAACGAUGGGCAUUUGACAAUGCGCUACGAAGGCACAAUCAUGUUGGGCUCGUUCACGCUUUGUUGGAACAGCUCGCGAAAGCAGGACAGCUUAGCGCAGAAAUCGAGCAGGCUAAAGCGAAAGCAAACGAGCAAAGAGAGCGGCGAAGAGCAGCGCAGAAAGCCUCAUAGAUACCAAACGAUCAUG